Closterium sp. NIES-65 is the source of this 1860-nucleotide messenger RNA. NCBI's taxonomy places the organism in Eukaryota, Viridiplantae, Streptophyta, Zygnematophyceae, Desmidiales, Closteriaceae. The record is from the annotation of a GenBank genome assembly.
AUGUUUGUUUUCGUUCCGGUUUCUGUGCUGGUGCAGAUGACCUGCCGAUCUGGGAUCAUUCAAGUGAACCUGACGUCGGAGUCGCCUCGUCCGGUGACACCCGGAACGAACUUGGAGUUCACGUACUCCGUCAAGUGGGAGCAGACGGACAUUCCUUUCCGCAAGCGCUUUGACCGCUACCUGGACUACAACUUCUUCGAGCACCAGAUCCACUGGUUCUCCAUCUUCAAUUCGUUCAUGAUGGUCAUCUUCCUCACGGGCCUCGUCUCCAUGAUUCUCAUGCGCACGCUGCGCAACGACUACGCCAAGUACGCCCGGGAGGAGGACGACCUUGAGACGCUGGAGAGGGACGUGAGCGAGGAGUCAGGCUGGAAGCUGGUGCACGGAGAUGUGUUCCGGCCGCCCCGCAACCUCGUGCUGCUGUCCGCGCUGGUGGGCACGGGCGCGCAGCUGGCGCUGCUGGUGUUCUUCGUCAUCAUCAUCGCCAUCGUGGGCAUGCUCUAUGUGGGCCGAGGCACCAUUGCCACUGCCUUCAUCAUCUGCUACGCGCUCACGUCCUUUGUUGGCGGAUAUGUCAGCGGCGGAUUCUACUCCAGAAACGCAGGGAAGCACUGGAUCAAGGCCAUGCUGUUGACGGCGUCGCUAUUCCCCUUCACGUGCUUCGGCAUCGGCUUCAUUCUCAACACCGUUGCCAUUGUCUACCACUCGCUCGCUGCCAUUCCCUUCGGCACAAUGCCAUGUGUAGUAUGUGGUCUUGAUAUCAUUCCCAUUGCCCAUCCCUCUUUCCCCCUCUCUCCACCCAUCCCCCACACCCUUCUCUCCCACUCCGUCCGCUUCUCUUCUGUCCGUGUGAACGUGGUAGUGCUGGUGAUCUGGGCGUUCAUCUCCUUCCCCCUCGCCACGCUCGGCACCAUUGUGGGGCGCAACUGGAGCGGCACGCCUGACAACCCGUGCCGCGUGAAGACCAUCCCGCGGCCCAUCCCGGUGAAGAAGUGGUACCUGACGCCGUGGGUGGUGUCGCUCAUGGGCGGGCUGCUGCCCUUCGGAUCCAUCUUCAUUGAGAUGUACUUCAUCUUCACCUCCUUCUGGAACUACAAGAAGUGGUACGUGACGCCGUGGGUGGUGUCGCUCAUGGGCGGGCUGCUGCCCUUCAGGUCCAUCUUUAUUGAGAUGUACUUCAUCUUCACCUCCUGGAACUACAAGGUGGCCCCCCCACUGGGUGUGACUGUAGCGAAUGAAGGGCCACUGCAGGGAAUGGCCACACUCAUCCCUGGUCAUUAUAUCUUUCAACCCUCCCUUCGCCCCCUCACUUCCCGACCUUCCCUUUACGAAUUGCCUCAUCAAGGACCCCCGCAUUGCCUUCUUAGCCUUGUGCUAAUGCAAAUGCCGCCCCUUCCCCCACACCACCACCCCCUCUCUGCCCCUCCCUCUCCCCACUCCUCCUCCUUUCUCGACUCCCUUGCUUCCAUUCUCCCCCAUCCUUCCUCCCCUCCCUUUCUCCCCUCCCUUCCCCCUCAGGUGUACUACGUGUACGGGUUCAUGCUGCUGGUGUUCCUCAUCCUCGUUAUAGUCACAGUGUGCGUCACUAUAGUGGGCACCUACUUCCUGCUGAACGCCGAGAACUACCACUGGCAGUGGACGGCCUUCUUCUCAGCCGCCUCCACCUGCAUCUACGUCUACUUCUACUCCAUCUACUACUACUUCAUCAAAACCAAAAUGACCGGGUUUUUCCAAACCACGUUCUACUUCGGAUACACCCUCAUGUUCUGCCUGGGACUCGGCAUUCUGUGUGGUGCCAUUGGCUACUUGGGAUCGUCCAUGUUUGUCCGGCGUAUCUAUCGCAACAUCAAGUGUGACUGA